GGUCGAUAAUCCUCUCAAUAGACAGCCAGUCUUCAAGUUCAUAGAUAUAGAUCUGUUCGUGAUCCAUAGAGCUAUUGCUACUACGUACAUUAGCAUCAUUUGCUCGCAAUAAUGCCGGCUAUUUCGCUCUUUGUUCGUCAAGCCGCGGAUAUUUUUGGCAGGAAAUGGUGGGAGAAGGGACUCCUUGCAGGUUUAAUCUACCUGGCCACCUUCCGAGACCGCGCGGAGAAGAACAACCUUCACGACUCGUACACGGCAGUCGACUAUCCUGUCGCAACGUGCACACCCGAGAAUCGCUUUGCUCGUACGCUGGACGGCACGUGCAAUGAUCUCGAGAAACCUGCUAUGGGUAGCUUGGGAUACCGGUUUGGACGUAACAUCCCUGUUGAGAAGGCCUUUGCCGAUGAAAGCAAAAUCUUUGAGCCUAACCCGCGUGCUAUCGGGCAAAAGCUGUUGUUGAGGGAUACCUUUAAGCCGGCCACGACUAUCAACAUGUUUGUGCUUUCUUGGAUUCAAUUCCAAGUUCAUGACUGGAUGGACCACGAACGUGCGUGGGGUAGUCCCGUCGAUGUUCCUCUCCCGCAAGGAGAUCCCUUGGCGGCAAGCGGCCAAAAGCUGUUCCUCCCGCGUAGCGUUCCUGAUGCAUCCCAGAAAAACUCUUCUCGUCCCAACGCAUUCAAAAACAAGGUCACUCACUGGUGGGAUCUCUCCCAAAUCUACGGUACCGAUACCCAAACCAAUCAACGCAUCCGCACGGGCGUUGAUGGCAAGCUGCGUCUCGCAGAGAACGGUCUUCUCCCAUUCGGAGAUGAUGGCCUGGAAAUCACUGGGUUUAAAGACAACUGGUGGUCUGGUCUCUCUAUGCUCCACAAUAUUUUUACACGCGAACACAAUGCUAUCUGCGACAUGUACAAGGCCAAACACCCAGACUGGAACGACCAAAAGCUCCACGAUAUGGCGCGCCUGCCUUUCUCUCUCACCGAAGAGUUCACAGCCGUCUACCGCUUCCACUCUCUCCUCCCCGACAACAUUGAUGUUCUUGACCGCAAGACCGGCAAAUCCACCGGUCGUGUUUACCACCUCCCCACCAUUACGUUUGCCGGCAGCCGCAAAUUCAUGACCGAGAACGACCUUGCCGAUCUGGUUUACACUUUUGGAACUGGCCAUCCCGGAGCAUUGACUUUGAACAAUUAUCCUGCUUGGCUCAUGAACUUGACAAAGCCCGGCGAACCCUAUACCAUUGACUUGGCAACUACCGACAUCUACCGUGACCGUGAGAGGGGUAUCCCGCGCUACUUUGAAUUCCGUCGUGCCUUCGGGCUUCCAGAGUUCAAAACCUUUGCGGAUGUGAACCCCAAAAAGGAAGUCCAAGACCUUCUUGCCUCUAUUUACCGCUCGCCAGAGGACAUUGACCUUCUUGUCGGUACUCUCGCUGAGGAGCCUCGUCCGGAUGGAUACGGUUUUAGUGACACGGCAUUCCAUCUCUUUAUUCUCAUGGCCUCCCGCCGUCUGGCUACGGACCGGUUCCUUACUGACGACUACAAGCCUGAGAUUUACGGUAAAGAAGGUCUUGACUGGAUUGAGAAGCAGGGCAACUUCAAGAGCCUCAUUACGAGGCACUUCCCCGAUUUGAAGCCUGCUAUGGACACCGUUGACAAUCCGUUCAAGCCAUGGAAGGUGAAGGCUUGAUUAGUUAGGGUCUCCAAUGCAGCUGGAGCUGGAUUGAAGUAAGGAAAUUGUUUUAGACAUAUUAAAGUUAGAUUACGUAGUGUCAUCUAUGUGUCUGGAGGUGAUUCUGUCUAUGAAUACCGUAGCCUUGGAGAAUUGUUGCUGAAUCAUAAGCCCACCUUCAAGUUAUGCAAGAAAUGGAGGUUAUAGUAAAUUCAUGUGUCACUAGUAUAUCAAUUGUUACCACAAUGUUCGCAAA
Molecule: messenger RNA, 1927 nt
Organism: Spizellomyces punctatus DAOM BR117
Lineage: Eukaryota; Fungi; Chytridiomycota; Chytridiomycetes; Spizellomycetales; Spizellomycetaceae
Exons: 5
Coding region: 112-1689 (525 amino acids)
Biological process (GO): response to oxidative stress
Molecular function (GO): peroxidase activity; heme binding
Source: RefSeq, a predicted model, not a curated record